Molecule: messenger RNA, 1678 nt
Organism: Diabrotica virgifera virgifera (western corn rootworm)
Lineage: Eukaryota; Metazoa; Arthropoda; Insecta; Coleoptera; Chrysomelidae
Product: facilitated trehalose transporter Tret1
Exons: 2
Coding region: 149-1579 (476 amino acids)
Biological process (GO): transmembrane transport
Cellular component (GO): membrane
Molecular function (GO): transmembrane transporter activity
Source: RefSeq, a predicted model, not a curated record
GCAGAUAUGAAAAUCCACUUAUAUUACUCGUUUACCUUUAACUCUUUUUCUAUUUAGUAGAUAAUAGAUAAUAUGCAUUAGUUGUAGACAUUAAGUUUGUUAAUAUAUAUCUUGGAUACUAGAAUGUUAAAAAAUUUGCUGGAUUAACAUGGUUGUGGUUAAGAAUGUUUUUAAUACCCUUGCGGGAACAGUACUGUCAGGCAUUUUAUCAGCAAUGAUGCUUGGAACGAUCAGUGUCUGGUCCUCACCUAUGAUACCUAAGCUGUAUAAGAACAAUACGGAAAAUCCAUUUGGUUACACAAUUACCAGUUCAGAAGACUCCUGGGUAGCAUCCAUAGUAAUUUUAGGCGCUUGUGUUGGGUGUUGGUGUUUCGGCUUACUCUCAAAUGUAUAUGGAAGAAAACUUAUAUUCAGCUCUUUAGGAAUACCUGCCGCUAUUAGUUGCAUAGUAAUGGUGGCAUUUCCAAAAUACUCAGUGUUUUUAGCAGCUAGAUUUUGUAUGGGACUUAGCAUAGGCGGAAUUUUUGAGCUAAUAAUAACUUAUUUUAGUGAAAUAACUAGCAAAACGAACAGAUCUACAAUUAUGACUACUGUCGGUAUGGCGCAAUCUAUCGGAGAUUUGUUCGAUUAUUCUGUUGGUCCCUGGGUUUCAGUAACAGCCUUCAAUAGCAUUCUAAUUCCAAUUCCGAUAAUAUUUACCAUUGUAGCUGCAACGUUUUGUAAAGAAUCUCCAUAUUUUUAUCUUUUAAAAGGACAAGAGGGGCCAGCCAAGAAGUCUCUUCAAGCAUAUAGACCUCUUGGAUACGAUGUUGAAACCGAAAUUAUAGAAAUUAGAGCACAUAUCAAGGAGCAACAAGAAGGUAGAUUAUUGGACGUUAUUCAAACAAAAAAGUUUGCAAAAAGUUUGUUUAUGGGUUGCACGCUUGUGAUUUUUCAACAGUUUACUGGUAUCAAUUGCAUUCUUAUGUAUAGUCAAAGAAUUUUCGAGUUGACAUCUGCCAGUUUAACACCUGCGAUUUGUUCGAUAAUAUUGGGCUCAAUGCAGCUCACAAGUGGUGCCAUGUGCCCAGUGUUGGUCAAUUUCUUUAAUAAGAAAACUAUCUUUACUGGUUCUGCUAUAGGAAUGAUCAUUUCCCAGUUAGUUUUAGGGACAUAUUGCAUAUUGGAUAAUUCCGGUCAUGACAUGGCGAGUUUAAGAUUUAUCCCCAUCGUUACAUUAACUCUAUUUAUUUUUAGCUACAAUUCUGGAUUUGGAGCUCUUUGCUGGGUAGUUGCCAGUGAAGUAUAUCCAGCUAGAGUCAAAAGUUUAGCUUUGUCAUUUACUAUAUUUAUUUUUUUCGUUAUGGGCUUUUUCAUUGCCAAGUAUUUUCAAACCGUAGUUGAAUCUGUGGGAAUUGGUAGUUUGUUCUAUUUUUUUAGCGGAUGUUGUGUUGUAGCAAUUAUUUUUAUUCAUGUGUUUGUUGUUGAAACCCGUGACAAAUCUUUAGAAGAAAUACAAGAUAUGUUAGGUGUAUCAAAGAAUCUCAAGGAGAAGAAUGUGGAUAAUACUGCAAUGAAGUCGCCUGUAGAUAAAUUUUGAAUGGAUUUGUGAUUUUUAGGUUAAUAUUUAAAAAACUAUUUUUUAUAAAAAUACGUAAAUUUAAAUUAAUAAAAAAUUGUGCCUUUUACUCUUUUAAAA